AUGGUGGCUUUGAAGAGGAGACUCGAUAUCAUGGAAUGUCCUCCUCUUGGUGAUCCACCGGUGAGUCCAGUUCACGUGCAAUCCAAGGAGGUCAGGACCACCACCAGUGAUGCGUUCGUCGUAGGAGGUGGCCGUGAAGAUGAAAGAACUUAUUACCUGUUUGAUAUAUGGGUUCCAUUUGUCGAACCGCUAGAGCCAAGCCCUCAGAUCCAGCAGCCAAUUUGGAGGGAAAUGGUAUCUAACAACACAAUUCCGUGCACUAUAAGUUUUCUUUCGUACAAAGGAAAUUAUUUUCCAUACGUAGGAAGCAGUAGCAAUGGAAACCUCACUCUGGAGCCGGUGCGUCCACCUACCUGUGGUUUGGUUGGGCCACUCUCUCAGCCAUUGCAGAAUCAGCAUGGCAUGAGCAGUGAUCCAAUAACAGAUGUGAGUCAACCAAGGGAAGACCCUUUUGAUCUCAUGAACCGCGAGCUUGGAGUGAGAGGGGAAGGAAGCAGCAGCAACAACACCAUGACCACCAGUGAUGGUCUUCGUCAAGAGACACCACCACCACCACCAACAACACCAUGA
This is a messenger RNA of Microthlaspi erraticum, 570 nucleotides long. The record is from the annotation of a GenBank genome assembly. NCBI's taxonomy places the organism in Eukaryota, Viridiplantae, Streptophyta, Magnoliopsida, Brassicales, Brassicaceae.